Messenger RNA from Aureobasidium uvarum, 1056 nucleotides. The record is from the annotation of a GenBank genome assembly. Lineage: Eukaryota; Fungi; Ascomycota; Dothideomycetes; Dothideales; Saccotheciaceae.
AUGGAUGCCCACGACCUUGUCCUGAAUUGGCGCGGCGAUGUCCUUGAAAACAGUCACAUAGUCCAUGCCGCCAUCGUCGACAGCGACAACAAUCUCCUUUACUCCCUUGGCGACCCAUCCCGCCUUACACUCGCUCGUUCGGCAGCAAAGCCAUUCCAAGCACUUGCAAUCUUGGAGAUCGGAGCAGCUGGAAAGUUUGGAUUCGAUGAAGCCGAUGUGGCACUGAUAUCUGGCUCGCACAAUUGUGAAGACAAACAUAUAUCUCGAGUCACAGCUAUGUUGCAAAAAGUAGGCGUGACGGAACAAGAUAUGAGAUGUGGUGGUCACCCUGCUCUCUCGAAAGUCAUCAACACCAAAUGGCUAAAGGCAGAUUUCGUACCUACAGCAAUCUAUAGCAACUGUUCUGCCAAACAUGUAGGCAUGCUGGCUGCUGCAAAGGCUCUCGGUGUUGGAACAGAGAACUACCACGACCCAUCGCAUCCCGUUCAACUGAAGAUCAAGCAAGUCCACGAAGAUCUCGCGAAUUUGAAACCCGAGGAAAUUCGCUGGGUCAUCGAUGGUUGCAACGCACCUUCCCCGGCAUUACCUCUAUGGAAUCUGGCUCUGAUGUUUGCCGGAUUGGCUCACGCCGCCGAUCAAGACGACGUCUCCCCCGGACCAUCUACGAAAAAUCAGGCACGUAUCUACCGCGCAAUGGCGGCACACCCACACAUGAUUGCUGGCGACUCUCGCUUCUGCACAGACUUCAUGCGCUUAUUCUCCGGCGCUGUAGUCGGCAAACUAGGUGCAGAAGGCUGCUACGGCGUUGGCGUCCGAAAUUGCGAGGCCACGAGACGUCUAGGUGCAAAAGACGGCCUCGGCAUAGCAGUCAAGAUUGAGGAUGGCAAUAUUGACAUCUUAUACGUGGCAUUGAUGGAGAUACUCACUCGACUGGACAUUGGAACAGAGGAGGUCAGAGAAGAAUUGAACAGGUCUUAUUGCAUGAUGCCCAAGAAUACCAUGGGUGUUGUGACAGGUCAUACUUCUUGCAAGAUGGACUUGAAGAGAUGCAACUGA